AUGGAGAGUGGAUCCUGCCCUCCAAGCAGUAAAACACAGGAGAAAGGCCGGCGCGAUUCGACGCCACCAAAGACCAAUUCUGAACCCAAUGAGGACCUGCUAGAAAGCAAACGCAUGCGACGGCAAGAGCAGAAUCGAUCAUCGCAACGGGCCUUCCGGCUGCGGAAGGAAAGCCACAUUCGAAGUCUUCGAGAUAAACUGGGAGAGUUACACAAUUCCCACCGGAACCUCUGCCAGUCAUACUCCAAGAAGUGCGAAGAGGUCGACCAACUCAACACCUACGUUUCCGAGCUCACUACGGAGAUACUACAAUUACAAAAUUCGCUCUCACAACCAGGCAGCGACAGCUUUCCUCUCGAGCUCAGUCCCGAACUGGACUUCUGCAGCGACGUUACGCAAAUCGUGGACAAUACCUGGCGGCCCGGGUGGGAAUUCGAGACAUCUGCGACAUGGUUCCUUGGUCAAUGA
This is a messenger RNA of Exophiala aquamarina CBS 119918, 468 nucleotides long. RefSeq lists its product as uncharacterized. The record is from RefSeq and is a predicted model, not a curated record. NCBI's taxonomy places the organism in Eukaryota, Fungi, Ascomycota, Eurotiomycetes, Chaetothyriales, Herpotrichiellaceae. Gene Ontology annotation, molecular function: transcription cis-regulatory region binding; DNA-binding transcription activator activity, RNA polymerase II-specific. Gene Ontology annotation, cellular component: RNA polymerase II transcription regulator complex. The coding region runs from base 1 to 468 and encodes 155 amino acids. The transcript has 2 exons.